Molecule: messenger RNA, 493 nt
Organism: Sus scrofa (pig)
Lineage: Eukaryota; Metazoa; Chordata; Mammalia; Artiodactyla; Suidae
Gene: DEFB115
Product: defensin beta 115
Source: RefSeq, a predicted model, not a curated record
ACUCAGCCCUACCCAAGUUAAUAAAACACAGGGUGAAAACCUACCUUCCUUAACCACAAUCAGUAUGCUGCUGGAUCACUCCUCACCCCUCUUGGGAUACAUCAAACUCUUGUUCCUGGCCUUAGCUGUCCUUGUGGUCCUCGCUCAGGCUUCCCCAGAUGGAUGGGCCAGAACGUGCGGUUAUGGAACUGGGAGAUGCAGGAAACAAUGCAAAGAAAAUGAGAAGAAGAAAGGAAAAUGUGUGGUCAGAAUGAUUUGCUGCAUCCCUGCGGUAAAGCAUACAUCACUGGAAUUCGCCAAGAAAGAAGAGACAGCAUAUAGGCGAUUAGGAAACAGACACACUGCAGAGGAAAACUAUGAGAAGAUGCUGAGAGAAGAUGGAUGUCUACAAAUCAAGGAGAGAGUUCUUAGAAGAAAUCAACCCACCAACACCUUGAUCUUGGACUUUCAGCUUCUGGAAUUGUGAGAAAAUAAAUUUCUUUUGUUUAAACCA